CGCUCCCAGAAAAGAUUCCAAUUAUUUAUAAAGAGCAGCUUCUGUUCAGUACACCAAGACAUUAACCAUUCAUUUAAAGCAAAUAAUCUACUGAACCUUUCAUGUCCACGUCGGUACGUCGGAAGCGGUCCGGACACGAUGAUCCGAUGUUUCCUCAGUGAUCGUGUUUACUCGUAUGAUUUUCACGUUAAACACACAUAACUCAUAUUCACAUACAGGUUGGUCACAGUAAUAAUAUAUAUAUAUAUUUUUUUUUUUACUUUUUGUUGCGAAUAUAUUAACUUAUAACUAUACGCAAAAAAUUCUCUAAACAUUUCUCAUUCUUUUCACCAUCAGUGAAUAAAACAUAUAGGGGGUCUGAUGGUUUUCUACGAGCAGAAAGGGAGGCAUGACUCCUGCUGUAACUUUACCUGCAGGUGUCGCUGUUGGGCAGUGUUCCUUUAGAAAUACGAGUGACUUGCGCUCUUUUUAAUGUCAUAAUUUGUAAUAUUUGUGUUGUUUUAUAUGUAAUAUGGAUUAAUUUCUCAUCCUAUUUUUUUUGAGGAGGCACUGCCUCUCUUGCCUCCUCGGAGGAAACGCCCCUGAUACACACAUAUAUAUAUAUAACGUUAGGCCAAUUAGUUUUUCCACAUGGCGAAAAUCACAUUAACGUUACGCAGCCCAACGACCAUGUGCUCCGCGCAUAAACACGCACUAACACACUUAGUAAAACUUUUAGUCUUUUUCUACUAUUACAUACAUAUGUUCUUAACAUUCAUACUCGUUUUCGAAAUACUUUAUAAUCACUUUAGUGAUCCGAUACCUGAGGAUAAACAGGGAGAAUCAAUCACAAGAGAUGAUGCGAUGUUUCCUCAGUGAUGGCAUUUAAUCGUAUGAGCAAACUCUCGCGAUCUCACCUGAUAACUAAAUUCCUUGAAUAUGUAAACCCUUUCACACUGUAAUCCUGGUAAAUUACCAUAAAAUUACCAGAACGAUGUUUCCGGUAAUUACACAAAUGUGCUGUUCACACAAGCUGUUCCAUAUUUUUGCCAGUAAGAUACCAUUCACACGUCUUUAUUAUAAUGCCGGUAAACUCUGUGAUGUCAGUGCUUUAGUUUAACUCUGUCCAAUUUAAGGAUUUAUUUAUUUAUUCAUUUAUUUUUACUUCUUACUGACGAGCGUAAGAGGAUAAUUAACAGAAUCUCCCAUAUUAGAUUUGGUUCGAACUCUUUCUUUCUUUGGUAAUUAUUUUUUUGCAUUUCACUGACCAACAUGCGUUUAAAUAUGAUAUAUGUUAUAUUAUUUGAAUGUCAAUUUCUAUGCACUUCUUGAACGGGACUUUUAUUGUGGAGUGGAGAUAUGACAUCACAAGGCUGCGCUGCGCUCCUGCAUCUGCUGUGACUUCUGAAGAAAGAGUGUCCAAACACAGAAAAACUCCUGGUGAAGCGACUGAGAUCCACGUGACACACUAUUAUAAAGAUGGAGUUUAUUAAAGAGGAGAUUGAAGAAACAUUCAGAGUGAAACAUGAAGAAACUGAGGAACAAACAGAUCUGAUGGCACUGAAAGAGGAGAGUCAAGAACUGAAUGAAAUGGAAGAGAAAGACCAGUAUGAGAAUCAUCAUGAUCUUAUUACUGAAGAAAAGUCAAUUGGUUGCUCACAGACUGAAAAGACUUCACGAAAAAGAGAAAUUUUCACCUGCCAACAGUGUGGAAAACGUUUCGGCAGAAAAGGACGUCUCAAAUUCCACAUGAGAAUUCACACUGGAGAGAAGCCUUAUACCUGCCAAGAGUGUGGAAUAAGUUUCAGUCAAAAAGUAAUCCUUAAAAGGCAUGUUAGAAUUCACACUGGAGAGAAGCCUUAUACCUGCCAAGAGUGUGGAAUAAGUUUCAGUCAAAAAGUAAUCCUUAAAAGGCAUGUUAGAAUUCACACUGAAGUGAAGUCUUUAACCUGCAAACUGUGUGGAAAUAGUUUUACUAAAAAUGGAAGCCUCAAAAGCCAUAUGAGAAUUCACACUGGAGAGAAGCCUUACACCUGCCAACAGUGUGGAAAGAGUUUCACUCAAAAAGGACAUCUUAUGAGUCACAUGAGGAUUCACACUGGAGAGAAACCUUUCACCUGCCAACAGUGUGGGAUGAGUUUCACUCAAAAAGAAUAUCUUAAAGGCCACAUGAAAAUUCACACUGGAGAGAAGCCUUUCACAUGUGAUCAGUGUGGAAAUAGUUUCAAUCGAAAAGCAAGCCUUAAAAGCCACAUGAGAAUUCACACUGGAGAGCAGCCUUUCACAUGCCCUCAAUGUGGAAAGAGUUUUACACACAAACCAACUUUUAAUAAUCACGUGAAAAUUCACACUGGAGAGAAGCCUUUCACCUGCAAACUGUGUGGAAAGAGUUUCAAUCGAAAAGUAAACCUUCAUAACCAUGUGAGAACUCAUACUGGAGAGCAGCCUUUCACAUGCCCUCAAUGUGGGAAGAGUUUUACAUAUAAAACAACUUUUAAUGCCCACAUGAGAAUUCAUACUGGAGAGCAGCCUUACACAUGCUCUCAGUGUGGAAAGAGUUUUAGACAAAGAACAACUUUUAAUGCCCACAUGAGAGUUCACACUGGAGAAAAGCCUUACACAUGCCCUCAGUGUGGAAAGAGUUUCACUGAAAAAGGAAACCUUAAAAAACACAUGAACAUUCACACCAGAGAGAAGCCUUUCACCUGCCAACAGUGUGGGAAGAGCUUCACAACAGAAAUAAACCUUAGGAAUCACAUGAUCAGUCACACUAGAGAGAACCCAUUCACAUGUGAUCAGUGUGGAAAGAGUUUCACUCGGAAAGGAACCCUUAAUUCCCACAUGAAGAUUCACAAUUAAUUGUGAUCAAUGUGGUUAAAAGAAUCUUUACCAUUACAUGUUCAGAUAUUCCUGAUAAGUCAUGCUUAUGUGAGACCCCAUUUUUGUUCAUUGUGUGGAAAGUGUUUAAAAUGCCACUAGAAAAUAUACUAUAUUGCCAAAAGUUUUGGGACGCCUGCCUUUACAUGCACAUGAACUUUAAUGACAUCCCAUUCUUAAUCCGUAGGGUUUAAUAUGGAGUUGGCCCACCCUUUGCAGCUAUAACAGCCUCAACUCUUCUGGGAAGGCUUUCCACAAGGUUUAGGAGUGUGUUUAUGGGAAUUUUUGACUAUUCGUCUAGAAGUGCAUUUGUGAGGUCAGGCAGUGUGUGAUGUCUCCACUCUAAUUCAUCCCAAAGGUGUUUUAUUAGGUCGAGGUCAGGACUCUGUACAGGCCAGUCAAGUUCCUCCACACCAAACUCACUCAUCCAUGUCUUUAUGGACCUUGCUUGGUGCACUGGUGCGCAGUCAUGUUGGAACAGGAAGGGGUCAUCCCCAAACUGUUCCCACAAAGUUGGGAGCAUGCAAUUGUCCAAAAUGUCUUGGUAUGCUGAAGCAUUAAGAGUUCCUUUCACUGGAACUAAGGGGCCAAGCCCAACCCCUGAAAAACAACCCCACACCAUAAUCCCCCCUCCACCAAACUUUACACUUGGCACAAUGCAGUCAGGCAAGUACUGUUCUCCUGGAAACCGCCAAACCCAGACUCGUCCAACGGAUUGCCAGACAGAGAAGCGUGAUUGGUCACUUCCGAAAACACGUCUCCACUGCUCUAGAGUCCAGUGGCGGCAUGCUUUAGACCACUGCAUCCGACGCUUUGCGUUGCACUUGGUGGUGUAAGGCUUGGAUGCAGCACACUGUGCACCUCAGCAUGCACUGAUCCCCCUCUGUGAUUUUAUGUGGCCUAGCACUUCAUGGCUGAGUUGCUGUUGUUCCCAAUUGCUUCCACUUUGUUAUGACACCACUGAGCUCCUGAGAGCGACCCAUUCUUUCACAAAUGUUUGUAGAAGCAGUCUGCAUGCCUAGGUGCUUGAUUUUAUACACUUGUGGCCAUGGAAGUGAUUGGAACACCUGAAUUCAAUGAUUUGGAGGGGUGUCCCAAUACUUUUGGCAAUAUAGUGUAUGUAUUUUUCUUAUAAAACCCCAUCACUUCUCUUCAGAAGGCCUUUAUUAACCCCCUGGAGCGUACAUGUUCGGCUUUAAUGUUAAUUUAAGUUGGGGUAAGAAUUAAAUGAAUGGCACAACUCAGCAUUUUGUCCUAAACUCUCUGUAUCUUCUAAAUUCUGCUGAUGUGUACAUUACUGCUCUAAUUGAAAAAUAAUCAUACAGUUGUAUGAAGAAAUCACAGGGAUAGUUCAGCCAAAUAUGAAAACUCAAAAAAAUGAAAAGCCAAAAAUGAAUACAUAUUAUGACGACGACAUAGUCUAUAUUGGUUCAGUAGGAGGGGUAAAUCCUGUCCAAAAAAACGAUUAAAGCACAGAUGUUAAUUUACUGAAGUAAUGUCCGGGAAGUGUCCAUCUGUACUUAUUUUUUGGCAAUGUAAUGUUUUUUUUUUCUUUUCAUUUUACUGUAUAGAAUAGGUGAAACUGUUCAUAAUGGAUGUGUAACUAUACAUAAAUUAUUGAACAAAUUGUUUGAAGAAAUAGCAUCCUCAACAAAAAAAUAAGAAUUACCUUGGUUAAAGUUUUAUAAAAAUAUACACAUUUUAAUAACAGAUGUUUAAUAAAAAGUUUAGGAAUCA
Messenger RNA from Ctenopharyngodon idella (grass carp), 4593 nucleotides. RefSeq names its product gastrula zinc finger protein XlCGF8.2DB-like. Gene Ontology annotation, biological process: regulation of transcription by RNA polymerase II. NCBI's taxonomy places the organism in Eukaryota, Metazoa, Chordata, Actinopteri, Cypriniformes, Xenocyprididae. The record is from RefSeq and is a predicted model, not a curated record. Gene Ontology annotation, molecular function: DNA-binding transcription activator activity, RNA polymerase II-specific; RNA polymerase II cis-regulatory region sequence-specific DNA binding. Gene Ontology annotation, cellular component: PcG protein complex; transcription regulator complex; nucleus. Bases 1459 to 2838 code for a protein of 459 amino acids. The transcript has 3 exons.